Zea mays is the source of this 1997-nucleotide messenger RNA. RefSeq names its product cytochrome P450 72A14. NCBI's taxonomy places the organism in Eukaryota, Viridiplantae, Streptophyta, Magnoliopsida, Poales, Poaceae. The record is from RefSeq and is a predicted model, not a curated record. The coding region runs from base 114 to 1754 and encodes 546 amino acids. The transcript is spliced from 4 exons. Gene Ontology annotation, molecular function: heme binding; iron ion binding; oxidoreductase activity, acting on paired donors, with incorporation or reduction of molecular oxygen.
AAGUCUUACAAUGCAACAGGUGACACCGGCGCCCUAUUAUUUAACCUCAGUCCGAGUGCCGUACGAUAUGCAGCACAUCCAGUGAAAGUCCACUUGGCAAAUUGUCUGCAGCAAUGUUUCUGGGAGCUCUGUUCGCCGCGGUGACCACGUCGGCACCAGCAGCACGCAGCCUGCUGGUGUACGGUGUCCCUGGCCUCGUCCUGCUUUGGCAGGGCGGGCGGCUGCUGAGCAGGCUAUGGCGGGAGCCUCGGCGGCUGGAGCGGGCUCUGCGCGCGCAGGGUCUCCGCGGCACCUCGUACCGCUUCCUGACGGGCGAUCUGAGGGAGUUCGGCCGCCUCAACAAGGAGGCUUGGGCCAGGCCGCCGCUGCCCCUGGGGUGCCACGACAUCGUGCCCCGCGUCACGCCGUUCCUCUGCGGCAACGUCCGGGAGCACGGCAAGACGUGCUUCUCUUGGUUCGGGCCGAUCCCCAACGUGACCAUCACCGACCCGGCGCUGGUCAGGGACGUGCUCUCCAACAAGUUCGGCCACUUCGGGAAGCCCCAGUUCCCGGCCCUGACGAAGCUGCUCUCCGACGGGCUCACCAGCCACGAGGGCGAGAAAUGGGUUAGGCACAGGAGGAUCCUCAACCCUGCGUUCCAUCUCGAGAAGCUCAGGCUCAUGCUGCCUACGUUCUCUGCAUGCUGCGAAGAGCUUGUCGGCAGAUGGGCGGCGCGGUGCCUGGGUCCCGACGGCGGCUCGUGCGAGCUGGACGUCUGGCCGGAGCUCCAGGCCCUCACGGGGGAUGUCAUCUCCCGCACCGCGUUCGGCAGCAGCUACCUCGAAGGAAGAAGGAUCUUCGAGCUCCAGUCCGAGCAAGCCGAGCGCUUCGUGGGUGCCAUUCAGAAGAUCGUGAUCCCAGGCUACAUGUACUUGCCGACAAAAAACAACAGAAGGAUGCGGCAGAUCAACAAGGAGGUGAACUCGAUUCUGCGAGGGGUGGUCGGGAAGAGGAUGCGGGCUAUGGCUAUGAGAGAAGGCGGCGAAAGCACCACCGGCGCCGACGAUCUCCUGGGCCUGCUGCUGGAGUCCAACAACACGAGGCACGAAGGCGAGACCGGCCACGGCCAGCAGUCCGCCCUUGGGAUGACGAUCGAAGAUGUCAUCGAGGAGUGCAAGCUGUUCUACUUCGCAGGGAUGGAGACAACGUCGGUGCUGCUGACAUGGGCCAUGGUCCUGCUGAGCAUGCACCGCGAGUGGCAGGACCGUGCGAGGGAGGAAGUGACUGGCCUGUUCGGGAGAGACGACAACAAGCCAGAGUACGAGGGACUGAGCCGCCUCAAAACAGUGAAUAUGAUCCUCUACGAGACUCUCCGGCUAUACCCGCCGGCCGUGGUGUUCAGCCGGAAGGCCUACAAGGAGAUGAAGGUCGGAGGCGUGACGUUGCCGGCCGGCGCGAUCAUUGAGAUCCCCGUCCUGUUCAUCCACCACGACCCCGACACCUGGGGAGACGACGCGCACGAGUUCAAGCCGGAGAGGUUCGCCGAGGGGGUCUCCAGGGCGUGCAACGGCGCCUCGGGCGCGUUCAUCCCGUUCGGCUGGGGCCCUCGCACGUGCAUCGGCCAGAGCUUCGCGCUUCUCGAGGCCAAGAUGGCGCUGUGCGUCAUCCUUCAGCGGUUUGAGAUGGAGCUCGCGCCGUCGUAUACCCACGCGCCGCAUACCGUCAUGACGCUGCAUCCGAUGCACGGUGCGCAGAUCAAGCUCACGGCGAUCUGAUCAUACAUACGAUCGAUGCGACUGCCGUAUACUUGUUUAUAUUAUUACUAAGCUAUACCAGUUGUUGGCCGGGUCUUGGAAAUAAAUACGUACGUACCUUUGUAUUGGUCAGCCAUGUAUCAAGUUAACCUUGAUCAAUGUAUAGGAUUAUUGUUGUUGACGCGCGCCCAUUUAGGUCACGCGCAUACCAUCAAGCGCUAGCACAUUCAACCCCUUCCAUCAAGGCGUUUGCAUGUUCCACUA